Molecule: messenger RNA, 1120 nt
Organism: Syngnathus acus (greater pipefish)
Lineage: Eukaryota; Metazoa; Chordata; Actinopteri; Syngnathiformes; Syngnathidae
Gene: alg14
Product: ALG14 UDP-N-acetylglucosaminyltransferase subunit
Exons: 4
Coding region: 44-691 (215 amino acids)
Biological process (GO): dolichol-linked oligosaccharide biosynthetic process
Cellular component (GO): UDP-N-acetylglucosamine transferase complex
Source: RefSeq, a predicted model, not a curated record
UUGAAGAAGAAGAAAAGGAGAAGGAGGAAGUAGAAGAACUGUCAUGACCGUACUAUUAGGAUGCUCUAUUAUUCUUGUAGCGUGCUUGCUACUUAUUAUACGUUUAUAUAUAGUUGUCAGGAAUGGGCGCAACUAUAAACCUGGUAACAAAGGUCGGAUUGGGCUCCUUGUCGUUGCAGGAUCAGGUGGUCACACUACAGAAAUCCUGCGAUUGAUGAAGAGCCUUUCCAGUGCCUACUCACCUCGAUUCUACAUUAUUGCGGAUACAGAUACGAUGAGUGAAGAAAGAAUCCGUGCAUUUGAAAAAUCCAAACAGAUCUUGGAUUGUGAUCCACAAUUUACCAUUCAUCGGAUCCCUCGGAGCCGAGAGGUACAUCAGUCGUGGAGUUCUUCAGUUUUAAGCACACUGAAUGCCCAAUUUUACGCUAUACCCCUGAUCUUCAGGCUCAGACCAGAUAUGGUGCUGUGUAAUGGCCCAGGAACCUGUGUUCCCCUUUGCCUCGGAGGACUCCUGCUUGGAAUUGUGGGAAUUAAGAAAGUCAUGAUUGUUUUUAUUGAAAGCCUUUGUCGGGUGGAGUCGUUGUCGCUCACAGGGAAAAUCCUUUACCACGUUUCAGACUUUUUUUUUGUGCAGUGGGCCAGUCUGAGGAACAGCUAUCCAAAGUCCAUUUUCCUCGGCAGAAUUGUGUAAUCGUUACUUUUGUAUCAAGAAGGUGGCGCACAGAAUGUUUUUGGAUCAAUGUUACUUUUUCAUUUUUGUUGACGUCACACCACACUUACAAGUGAUUCAAAGUUGGUGGCGCGCUCGUAAAACAAACUAGGGGUGCCACUGCAAAAUAUUGAACCGUUCAGUCGGCUCUGUACGGGACAAUAUGCCUUAAUGGACUGUGGGAUUUUGUUACUUCAUUUACACACAUGCAUUUGUAUUCAAACCAUUCCAACUUUUUACUAUGCCUACUGUCUCCAAGAAUUCUCCCCUAUUAAAAAUUCUACAUUCUCUCCAUUACAAGACCCUCUUGUAUUUGGACUCAUUCCGUUUCCUCCCUUUAAUUUUGACAUUUCUUGGCUGAUUCAAACUUUAAACUAUUCCGUUUAUGUUUCAUGUAAAAGCUGACUGUAG